GUUUGCUGUUUGCUGUUGACGGCUGUACUGCGUUUGAGCUCCGUCACUAUAUUCUUUUCAUUGACUAUUUUUAACUUAAAAAUCAAUUUUAUACAUCAUUGUUUCCGUUUAUAUAACGCGUGAAUAUAUCCUCUAUUGUAUUCUACAACAAAAACAAUCAGAGCGCCUCGCUAUCACUAGUUUUAUUUUGAUCUCCCGGGUCCGCUAUUAGCUUUUAGCCAGUUAGCAUCAGCAAGCGUGUUUGCUGCUAACUGCGCUUACAUUGCUAAUACUCUAUUCUCACACAUUACCACUGCUGUACUCACUGUUACUUGCUUUAAUGGCGGAUGAAUGUCUCCACUCUGUGCAGCUCGAGCUCGAGGCCGUGGGGAAGCAGAUUCGCGACCUGGAACAGAGGCAGGCCAAGCUGAGAGAGCGGAGAGCCGCGCUGGAAUCAUCCCGGGCUGACGCUCACAAGUCCGGGGUAAGUAUACAGCGUGCUGUUAACGGUCCCACCACGUCUACUCCGUGUGUUUCUCUGCGCAGGCCCGGUGCACCCAGGACGCGAUCUUCCCAGAUGUCCUUCACUGCGACGCCGGGACACCACGGACCCUGGGUGCAUCCACAGCGGAGGACGCGAGCCGGGUCCCGGGCGACUACUUCUCCCCCUCCUGCCUUCGAGCUCUCCAUCCAGAACCGCUUCGCUCCCCUCCACGAGACAGGACGCGACGCUGUGAUCAUCGGAGACUCCAUCGUCCGACACAUACCCGCGAUCCUGAAGGACGACGAGAGCCCUAGAGCGGUCGUGCUUCACGCCGGGGUUAACGACACCACGCUGCGGCAGACGGAGACGCUGAAGAGGGACUUCAGGAGCCUGAUCGAGACGGUUCGCAGCACGACGCCCGCGGCGACGAUCGUCGUGUCAGGACCACUGCCCACGUAUCGACGAGGACACGAAAGGUUCAGUAGACUUUUUGCUUUAAAUGAAUGGUUGUUGUCAUGGUGUAAAGAACAGAAACUGCUAUUUGUUAAUAACUGGAAUCUUUUCUGGGAGCGUCCUAGACUGUUUCGCGCUGAUGGAUUACACCCCAGCAGAAUUGGAGCGGAGCUUCUCUCUGACAACAUCUCCAGGACACUUCGCUCCAUGUGACUAGUAAGACAAUUCUCAAAUAACCAUUAUGAUGAGUUUUGUUCUAACCGCUUAAAUGCUAAAGGUACUUGCGCUGUAAAACCUAGUAAGACUGUGUCUGUUCCCCGAAUAGUGAGGUCAAAAUAUAA
Molecule: messenger RNA, 1257 nt
Organism: Carassius gibelio (silver crucian carp)
Lineage: Eukaryota; Metazoa; Chordata; Actinopteri; Cypriniformes; Cyprinidae
Exons: 2
Coding region: 320-1129 (269 amino acids)
Source: RefSeq, a predicted model, not a curated record